Molecule: messenger RNA, 2151 nt
Organism: Naegleria gruberi
Lineage: Eukaryota; Heterolobosea; Eutetramitea; Acrasida; Naegleriidae
Exons: 1
Coding region: 1-2151 (716 amino acids)
Source: RefSeq, a predicted model, not a curated record
AUGCAAGACUUGAAGAAUAAUUCGAUAAUUGUUGGUGCCUUCAAUUAUUAUUCUAUAUUUGUAUGGAGGAAAUUUGUUUAUCCGAAUGGGAUAAUAGAAAAUACAAAUCCAUUUAGUUUGGAUGAUUUGAUAGGGAGAGUGUCGAAUAAUUCUCAAGAUUUUACAAAGUUUUAUUCAACCAAUGGACAGCCAUUUGGAAAGACAAGGAAAUUUAAAAUUCUUUGUCCACAACUGUAUCCAUGUCAGAAAAUAUGGAGCUCACUGACAACAAAUUACAACAAGACAUGGAUUGAUCAGAAUUUUGUUGUGGAAUCACGUUCUUCAUUCUAUCCUGAUUGUAUUUAUGGAUCUAGUUUGGAAUUGGGAGAUGCCUUAUUGUUGAAUAGUUUUGAUUUUGCAUUCUACGUGAGAGUGAAUCAAUUUGUGACGAGGAAGGGUCUAUUUUAUGGAAUGGGAACGACACCAUCGAGUGAUGGUACUUAUUACAAUCCAACUGAUUUUGUACCCAUUCCAUUAUUUCCAUCACAGGUUUUGGUCAAUUCGAUUGAUGGAAGUGGUUCUUUAUUUUCGAGUCAAAUCAAUAUGAGAAAUUUCACAAAUGUAACAGAUUGCUCAUUGAGUAGAUAUCAUGACACUUAUGUGUUGGACACUUUGCAUGGUGUUGUGAAUUUCACACAUACUGAGAUUGAUUUAUUGGAAAGUGUACAAUCCAUCAAAUUACAGAGGGAUUGGUCUUUCAUUGAGAGUUACCUUACUUUAAACAAUUCCCUAGAUCAAUUCAAUCAAACACAAGUAUCAAACUUGCUCUACAAUUCCACAUGUCACUGUUGCACCACCACAACCUGCGCUGCUGAGAAUAUUGAUAUUGGUGAUUACCUUCUCUUUAUUAUCAUUGUCCCAGUAUUUUUCUAUUUUGUAAUUCUGUUUGGAUUUUCACUUUACAAAACUCCAUCAGUGAGAACCAGAUUGGCAACCAUCUACAUUUCUCCAAUUGUGGUGGUCUUUGUAGAACUUCUCUUUUCAACAAUGGUCAGAAAUUAUUGUCGUUCUGUACUGCUACCACUCACUUUACUAUUUACAGGUUAUGCUGGAUCUGCAUAUCUAUUGAUGGUUGUGAGAUUCUUAUAUAUUAAGAAUUUAUAUAGAAUUAUCAAAAACUCAAAGAAUCCAAGAUUUGCAAGAUGGUUAGCUUCUGAAAAGGUUGGAUGGGGAAUUGUUUUAAUUCUUCCUCUAUUUUUACAAUUUAUCUUUGUUGCACCUUCCAUCAUUGCAGCUGCAGUUGAUUUUAAUAACUUGGUGGUUUUCAACAAUAUUUACUUUGUAGUGUUGGCAGCAUUAGCCAUUGUACUUGCCUUACUGUAUAGUGCAAUAGAUGCAAUUCUAAAUUGGAAAGAGAUCAAGGAACAGGGACUUCAAAAAUACUUUUUCUUUGCUGAUCCAGCUCACAUUCGAUUGGAUAUGAUGGCCCUGUUUGUUCAAGUGAUAUUAGCCAUUAUAUUGGUUAUAUUGACACCAGCCAAUCAAACACAACUAGGAAGUAACAUUGUCAGAUUUAUAAUUGCUGUUUGGUUGUUAGCUGUGAGUGGAGGCAUUGCCAUGACAAUUGAAAUAGUCAACAAAAUUAAGGCAAGACGAUUCAAAAGAACAAAUCGUUCCAGUGUUGAAAGAGAACAAAAUUUAUUCGAACACCUCCUCACAAAUAAUCCUUCUUUCUCUACACUAUUCAAAGAGUACAGUUAUUAUGAAACUUCAUUGGAAAACUGUAAUCUGUUUGACAAACUUUUGGAAAUUAAAAAGGCAGGAUUUGCAACAAUGGAACAAUUGGAACAUAUUGAAUCCAACUUUAUUCGAAUGUAUUCACCCAAUGAAGUCAAUAUUCAUCACAAAAGUAAGGCACGUUUCUAUGAAUUAUUAGACCAAAUCAGAGAAAAGAAGGCAGAAAAAUUCUCAGUAUCUGGCUCAGAAAUUGACAAACAAGUUGAAGCACUUUGGCACCAAUUGACCAGUGACAUGCUCUAUAAUAUGUGGGAUACGUAUGGUCGUUUACAAACCACUCAACAAUACAGAAAUUGGCUCAUUGUUUAUGAAGUGCACUCCAAACAAGCUCUCACCACUGAACCACAAGAAGAAACAGAAAACAAAACAAUCUAA